Heteronotia binoei (common prickly gecko) is the source of this 2947-nucleotide messenger RNA. RefSeq names its product zinc finger protein 571-like. Gene Ontology annotation, biological process: regulation of DNA-templated transcription. Lineage: Eukaryota; Metazoa; Chordata; Lepidosauria; Squamata; Gekkonidae. The transcript has 9 exons. Gene Ontology annotation, cellular component: nucleus. The record is from RefSeq and is a predicted model, not a curated record. Bases 359 to 2947 code for a protein of 862 amino acids.
UGGGGAUAGAAACUCAUUUGAAAGAACUUGUGGAGAAAAAAGCCACUCUAGCCUUGGUUGGGAGGCAAAUGCUGGAGAUUUAGAGUUCAGCGAGAGAUCCUUGAGGCAUAAAAGGACAUGUAGGGGCCAAGACUGCAAACAGAACAGUGACUUGUCAAGAACCCUCAAAUGGCAGGAAAAACGUACUUUUGUUCUUAUUGUGCGCAGCCAUUUCAAGGGACUUCAGCCUUGAUGGUGCAUGAGAGAACUCACAUAGGAGAGCGCAUACACAAGUGCUCACAGUGUGGAAUAACCUACGGUUGCCUUUCUGACCUCCUCACACACCGGAAGAGCCACACGGGAGAGAAGUCCCAUCGAUAUGCUUCGGAGGGAGGCCGCGGAUCCAGUCAGAAUGCCCCCCCCGCCCUUGGCCCAAGGAGCCCAUCUGGCAGAGAAGGAAGAAGCCUUUCUUCAUAGCCCAGUGAAUAAAGGCAUGUUUUCAAAGACAGAGGUGAACCAAGAGAAAGGGAAGGAGAUGGAAGAGCAGGACCCAGAAGGACCUGGAACUGGCAAAGGAGAAAGGAAAAGCCCACAUCCCAUCCAACCUGGAAGUGAUGUUGAAUUCUGGGAAAGGGCUGGGCCACAGAUCUUGGCUGAGGACACCAUGACUUCAGAUGGACAUUGCCAACGCUUCCGGCAGUUCCGCUACCAUGAGGCCAAUGGGCCCCGAGAGGUUUGCAGCCGGCUCCAUGGACUUUGCAACCAGUGGCUGAAGCCAGAGAGGCACACCAAGAAGCAGAUCCUGGACCUGGUGAUCCUGGAGCAGUUCCUGACUCUCCUGCCCCAGGAAAUGCAGGGCUGGGUCAGAGGAUGUGGGCCGGAGACCAGUUCCCAGGCGGUGGCCCUGGCCGAAGGUUUCCUCCUGAGUCAGGCAGAGGAGAAGAGGCAGGCAGAACAGAUGCAGGGACCACCUUUGGAGAUGGAAGCUGCAAUCCCUGAAGCAGAAGGAGCUUCCUUGGAGCAGGGGCAGAGAGUGCAGGCGGUGGAGCGUGCCCAAGAUGCCCUCUCCUGUGGAACAGGCAGUGAAGAGAUGAUGUUGAGCCGUUGUCGUUUCCAAGGUGUGGGAACAGUCUCUGCACCUCCAAUCCAGGGUCCCUUUUCCUUGGAGGAGGUGUCCGUCUCUUUCACGGAGGCAGAGUGGGCCCUGCUGGAUCCGGGACAAAGAGCUCUGUACAGGGAAGUCAUGCUGGAGAACUAUGGGAACGUGGCUUCUCUGGAAGCCAGAAGUAUAAGAGAAACUAUGGUGGAGAAAGACCACAGCCUUACAUUCGAAGAAAGUUUGCAGAGUUCUUCUAGAGGAUCCCAAGAGCAUAUCUCCUUCCCAGAUGAGCUGGUUCAGACAAACGAUGAUCACGGGAAUGAAGGUGAGAAACUUCAUCAGAAAACGCCAGAUAGAGUUAAAAAUGAGGACUUAAACGAAAAUGUCAGGAAUGAAAAAAAAAUGAAGGGAAGGAAAGGCGGCUGUAUGAUUGAGAAGUGUGAUGGAAGACAGCGAAACAUACAUUUUCCAAAGCACAGGAAAAUGAAAGCAAAUAAAUCCAUUCAGUGUGGAAAGUAUUUCAGAAAUAGAUCACAGCUUUUUGUGCACCAAAGAAUAAAGAGAGAAGAGAAACCUGAAUACUCAGAAAACAGACAUAAAUUCAGUCUCAGUGGGCAUCUUCAACAGCAUCAGAGAACCCACAGAAAGGAGAAACCUUUUAAAUGCUCAGAGUGUGGAAAGAGAUUCAGUACAAUUUGCAGUCUUCAAGUGCAUCAGAGAACCCACACAGGAGAGAAACCUUUUGAAUGCUCUGAGUGUGGAAAGAGAUUCAGUCAAGGUGGCCCUCUUCAACAGCACCAAAGAACCCACACAGGGGAGAAGCCUUUUGAAUGCUCAGAGUGUGGAAAGAGAUUCAGUAUGAGUGGCAGUCUUCAAGAGCAUCAGAGAACCCACACAGGGGAGAAGCCUUUUGAAUGCUCAGAGUGUGGAAAGAGAUUCAGUCAGAGUGGCAAUCUUCAAUAUCAUCGGAGAACUCACACAGGGGAGAAGCCUUUUAAAUGCUCAGAGUGUGGAAAGAGAUUUUGUCAGAGUGGCAGUCUUCAAGAGCAUCAGAGAACCCACACAGGGGAAAAGCCUUUCGAAUGCUCAGAGUGUGGAAAGAGAUUCAGUACAAGUGGUAAUCUUCAACAGCACCAGAGAAUCCACACAGGGGAGAAGCCCUUUGAAUGCUCAGAGUGUGGAAAGAGGUUCAUUCAUAGUGGUGCUCUUCAACAGCACCAAAGAACCCACACAGGGCAGAAUCCUUUCCAGUGCUCAGAGUGUGGAAAGAAAUUCAGUCGGAGUAGCAGUCUUCAAGAGCAUCAGAGAACGCACACAGGGGAGAAGCCUUUUGAAUGCUUGGAGUGUGGAAAGAGAUUUACUACGAGUGGCAAUCUUCAAAGGCAUCAGAGAACCCACACAGGGGAGAAGCCUUUUAAAUGCUCAGAGUGUGGAAAGAGAUUCAGUCACAGUGACAGUCUUCAAAAACAUCGAAGAACCCACACAGGGGAGAAAUCUUUUGAAUGCUCAGAGUGUGGAAAGAGAUUCAGUCAGAGUGGCGGUCUUCAAGAGCAUCAGAGAACCUACACAGGGGAGAAACCUUUUGAAUGCUCAGAGUGUGGAAAGAGAUUCAGUCGGAGUGGCUAUCUUCAAUAUCAUCGAAGAACCCACACAGGGGAGAAGCCUUUCGAGUGCUCAGAGUGUGAAAGAAAUUCAAGAUUCUUUCAGAGUGGCACUCUUAAACAUCACCAAAGAACCCACAUGAGGCAGAAACCUUUUGAAUGCUUAGAGUGCGGAAAGAGAUUUAUCAAGAGCGGCGGGGAGAAUCCUUUUGAAUUUCACACCGUGGAAAGAGAUGCUGUUGCAAAAGCACUCUUGGAUGGCAAGUGA